AAUUUCCGUAAAUUGCAGGGGUGGCAAGUGAAAACUUCAAAAAAAAAAUAAUAGAAGAAAUCAGAAUGCCCCCAAAUCAUAACCCAAACCCCGUUCCCGUCUUUCUCCCUCCGGCCACACCAUGGCAGCACUGGUCGACACCCUCCUCCAGCGCUCCCUGGACGACCUAAUCAAAUCCCUCCGUUCCCAGCCAACCCUCGAAUCCUCCAUCAUCUCCCGCUCCGUCUCCGAGAUCCGUCGUGAGAUCCGCUCCACCGAUCCCCUCACCAAAUCCACCGCCCUCCAAAAGCUCUCCUACCUCUCCUCCCUCCACUUCCUUGACAUCUCCUGGUCCUCCUUCCACUCCCUCGAGCUCCUCCCCUCUCCUUCCUUCACCUUCAAACGCCUAGCCUACCUCUCCGCCUCCCUCUCCUUUCACCCCUCCUCCGACCUCCUCCUCCUCGCCACCAACCAGCUCCGCAAAGACCUAUCUCCCUCAUUCCCUUCCCCAGUCAUCUCCCUUGCCCUCGACUUCCUCUCCCUUACCGCCUCCCCCGACCUUGCCCGCGACCUCACCCCUGAGAUCCACUCCCUCUUGUCCUCCCCCAACCCCUCCAUCCGUACGAAGGCCACCGCCACUGCCCUCCGCAUCUUCACUCGGUAUCCCGACUCCGUUCGCGUCGCCUUCAAGCGCCUCGUUGACAAUAUCGACUCCUCCGCCGCCAUCGGCGUCUUCUGUGAGCUCUCCGCGUCCGAUCCGAAGCCCUAUCUUCCCCUUGCCCCUGACUUCUACCGCCUGCUCGUUGGUUCCAAGAACAACUGGAUCCUCAUCAAGGUGCUCAAGAUCUUCGCUCGCCUUGCUCCGCUAGAGCCUCGCCUUGCUCGCCGGAUUGUUGAUCCUGUUUGUGAACAUUUGCGUAGGUCUAAUGCAAAGUCGCUUGUGUUGGAGUGUGCGCGAACUGUUGCUUUGAGCCUUGCUGAUUAUGAUGAAGCUGUGAGGUUAGUUGUUGAGAAGGUGGGGGAAUUUUUGGCUUCUGAAGAUGAUGCUAAUCUUCGGUAUCUCGGCCUGCAUGUGCUCUCGAUGCUCGGGCCAAGACAUUCUUGGGCGGUGGAGAUGAACAAGGAGCUUGUCAUCAAGUCUCUCUGUGAUCCUGACACUAAUAUCCGGCGGGAGGCAUUGUUCUUGAUAAUGGAGAUGUUGUUUGAGAGCAAUGUGGUUGACAUCUCUAUGCUUCUUGUCGGUUUUGCGUCCAAGUCGAUGCCCAACCCAGAGUUCUGCAAUGACAUAUUGGAAGCUGUACUCUCGGCUUGUGGGAGGAAUGUGUAUGAGCUAGUGAUGGAUUUUGAUUGGUAUGUUGGGCUUCUUGGGCAGAUGUCGCGAAACCCACAUUGUGCAAAGAGUGAUGAGAUUGAGAGGCAGAUUGUGGAUAUUGGGCUGAGGGUGAAGGAUGCGAGGCCAGAGCUUGUUCGUAUUGCUCGUGAUCUCUUGAUUGAUCCUACGUUGCUUGGAAAUCAUUCAAUUCACAGGAUACUGUCUGCUGCUGCUUGGAUUUCAGGGGAGUAUGCUGAGUUUUCGAGGAACCCUUUGGAGCUCUUGGAAGCAUUGCUGCAGCCGAGAACCAAUCUUCUGCCAACAUCGGUGAGAGCUGUUUAUAUUCAGGCAGUAUUUAAGGUUCUCACUUUUUGUUUCUGCUCGUACUUUGAGAGAUUAGAGUCUGGUCACAUGUUAUCAUCUCUUGGAAAUCCGAUUGCUGGAACAGGAUGCCAAGAAGAAUCUGAUGUUUCCACUGUUGUAUUUGGAAAAGGUGACAAUGCUGCAGUCGGAAAUUUGAAUAAUACUGGUGCUAUUGGUUGUAAACCAGAUUCUUUGUCAGGUUCAGUAAAUUUGGAUGAACAAUUUACUCAUGCAUCUGUCUUGCGCAUGUUGAAUUUGAUUGAGACUGCGAUGAUUACCCUCUCAGAUUGGGGUGAAGUUGAGAUUCAGGAUAGGGCACUGAGUGUAUUAUGUCUGAUUCACAUGUUGCAAAGAUUUCAAGUUUGGAACAGGGAUGAGGAGGGACUGAGGAAAGAUCGCAGAGUCAGUGAGUUUGCCAACCUGAUGUCUGGUGUAUUUAACCAAGAACUAGGCCCAGUUUCAGCAAAUUCUCAGAAGAGAGUUUCUGUUCCUGAUGGACUUAUUCUCAAGGAAAAUCUAGCUGAUCUGACAGCAGUUAUAGGUGAGGAAGUUAAUGUUUCUGUGUCUGCUUCAACAUCUUUUUCCAUCGAAAAACAUCACAAUGGGGAAACAGGGGAGGAAUCCAAAAUAUUGACAGAGUCCACCUCUCUACUUAGUGAACACCGUAAGAGGCAUGAAUUAUAUUAUCUUCCUGCUGGUAAAGAUGAAGCCCAAUCAAAUGAUUACCCCCCUGCUAAUGACCCUCAACUUCCAGUCAGUCAAGGUGGUGCUUCUGAGGGUCUUGUUGAGUUGACUGAUCAACCAUUGUUGUCCAGACAUAGAAAGCCCACAAAACCACGGCCUGUAGUGGUGAAGUUAGAUGACGUAGAUGUGCGAGAAAAUUCUGCACCGAAAUCAACAAUGGACUUGAAAGAUGAUUUACUUUCUGGUGUUGUUUGUGAUGUCCUUCUUGGCAAUGAAGAUAAACCCACGAAAUCUCAGAGGAAGUCUUCAAAAUCCCAGAGAAGAAAAAAAGAUCGACCAACACAUAUUGAGCCUGCAUAUCAAUUGAGAGAGAGUGGAAAUUUGGUUCAUGUGGAACAUGGGAGCUCAAGUUCUAAAAUCAGUAGACAUGGCCACAGUAAAGGAAAACAAAGUAGCUCACAGGGAAUUGAGGAUAAAGAAGAUGGAAGCCAGAAGAAUAUGACGAAUAGUCAACAUCAUUACAGAAAGCACAAACAUAAACAGGAUAGGGAUGCUCUUCCAAAUUUGCUGCCACAAACCCCGGUAAUCCAAGAUUUUUUGUUGUGAUUGAUUCUCUGCUUCAUAUAUACAUGUGUAUUUGUUCUUGAGUUCGUUCCUUUGGCACUGUGAAUUUCUAUCCAUUUACUGUGGUAUGAAUAUAUUUGUUCCAGUUUUUACUGCCA
Dioscorea cayenensis subsp. rotundata (Guinea yam) is the source of this 3060-nucleotide messenger RNA. Its product is annotated as AP-3 complex subunit delta. Lineage: Eukaryota; Viridiplantae; Streptophyta; Magnoliopsida; Dioscoreales; Dioscoreaceae. Gene Ontology annotation, biological process: Golgi to vacuole transport; protein targeting to vacuole. Gene Ontology annotation, cellular component: AP-3 adaptor complex; endosome membrane; membrane coat. The record is from RefSeq and is a predicted model, not a curated record.